Messenger RNA from Bacillus rossius redtenbacheri, 1533 nucleotides. RefSeq lists its product as uncharacterized. NCBI's taxonomy places the organism in Eukaryota, Metazoa, Arthropoda, Insecta, Phasmatodea, Bacillidae. The record is from RefSeq and is a predicted model, not a curated record. The transcript is spliced from 2 exons. The coding region runs from base 16 to 702 and encodes 228 amino acids.
GAGGCAGGACGCAAGAUGGCGGACUGGCAGCUGCCGAGCCGCGCCUUCGUGCGCGAGUUCCUGCAGCUGUACCGCUCGCUGCCGGCGCUGUGGCAGGUGAGCUGCCGCGACUACAAGGACCGUGCGGCCAAGACGCUGGCCUACGACGCCAUGGUUGCCAAGCUGCGCGAGAUGGUGCCCGGCGCGACGGCGGACUGCGUGCGGCGACGCAUCAACAUCCUGCGCACCAACUUCCGCAAAGAGAUGAAGAAGUGCGUGGAGGCGGAGAAGCGGGGAGGGCGCUACACGCCCCGGCUGUGGUACUACGGCGACCUGCUCUUCCUCAGAGACCAGGGCGCUCUACGAGACUUGCACGAGGGGAAGGCUGACACUCAUCCACAGGUGCGCUGCGUGGACCAGGCGGAGCUGGGGCUGCCCGCGCCGCAGUACAGGCUGUCGCCGGUGGACGUGAAGAGCGAGGCAGUGCUGGCGGAGGAGCUGGAGCCCCUGGCCUCGCCCCGGGCCCCGGAGGUCGACGCUGACGAGGAGCAGGACGAGGAACAGGACGAGGAGGCGCUGGCGCGCCACGUGGCCGCCAAGCUGCGGCGCCUGGACCCGCUGCAGAGGAUCUUCGCCGAGAAGCUCAUGCACGAGGUGCUGUUCGAGGCGCAGCUGGGGACCUUGACGCGCGCUGCCAGGGUGGUCGUGGAGCCCCCGCCAUGAGGCUCGCCGGCCCGCUGCUUCUUUGGGUCAAGUCUUAGUUCAGGGGAGAGUAGAAACAAGGAAGACUCCAUCUUGGUUUCGACAUUUUAAACAAUAACAUUUAUAUAUUUUUACUAAAGUAAAAAUUCCUACAUAGCUGAUUAAGACCACAUAUUUUCUAAUGAUAUUGAACAAUAUCAAUUUAAUGGUACUAUUAUAUGUGUAUUCAACCUUAAAAAAUAAAUUAUAUACCUAACACCAAUGCCUUCACAGGGGAAACUAUUCGUCGUAAAUAUGCAUGUUAUUUUAAGACACUUAAUAAUAAAAUGUACUAUGAUUUAACAAAGCCAGAUAUUUUUAUUGUAUUUCACUUUAAAAAUAACUAUGGCUUACAAACUGUUGAAUCCAAGAUGGAUAUUCCGGUUUAUAUUUCUCACCCUAGAUGCAACUUACAAGAUCACAGAAUAUCUUUAUACACUUAAAAGUUUUUAGAAGUAAUGUAAAUAGUUUUUGUAUAUUCAAAAGACUUUUGAGUGAGUUAAUUAUGUUUGUGGACAACUUAAUUCCUACAAUUAAAUACCCUAGUUAUAAUCUUAGUAACGAGUAUUAGAAAUAUGUCUUUGUUUGUGAGAUUUUGUUUGUAUAAAAUAAAUGUGGUUUUAUUUUACAUUUAAGAAAAAAAUAUGUGUUAUAAAAAAACGGUAUUUUUCUUAAAUAAACAUAUUUAUUUUUCCCGGAUACAAGAUAAUAGUACAAUAAGGGAUAAAUAAUACAAUUUACAAAAUAUGGUUGUCAACAUUUAAAUUUACAUAUAUAAUUAAAUUUUCAAUGAAUAAAGUGAUUCAUAAACAA